This is a messenger RNA of Rhipicephalus sanguineus (brown dog tick), 3697 nucleotides long. RefSeq lists its product as uncharacterized. The coding region runs from base 1 to 3636 and encodes 1211 amino acids. Lineage: Eukaryota; Metazoa; Arthropoda; Arachnida; Ixodida; Ixodidae. The record is from RefSeq and is a predicted model, not a curated record. Gene Ontology annotation, molecular function: nucleic acid binding; RNA-DNA hybrid ribonuclease activity. The transcript has 5 exons.
AUGCCUCCAAGGGUGCUGCUGCUACCGGACACCAACCCAUUCGCCCCACUCCGGGAGCUCGAGGAACAGAAUAACAUUGAAGAGAAAGACCCACUGCCGGAGUUCACGGUUCGCUAUUUAGGCCGUAGCAACCAGCUAGCUGUUGACGCGGCUGAACCCGAGUGGAAUUGCCGUUCGUUUCGUAACAAGAGGGCUGAAAUAACCACGCGGUUCGCCAGCAAACAAGACAACUCCAGUCCAUUAGUCAUUGCCCUUCAAGAAGUCAACGGCCCCGUGCUUAAAAUAAUGGGCUAUGACGGCUACGCCCCGUCUGAAGACCUAGCUGCUCCCACGAAGACGGCAUUCACCACUCUUAGCGUUGUCGGUUGCCGGGUGGAAGUCUCAUCACAGCGUACACUUCUCGUCUUCUGCGUCUACGUGGUGCCCGAGAACACAAGGAAUAAAGCUAAUAAGGUGCCGGUUGAUCUCAGCUUCAUCUCCCACUUUAAGAAGCUCUAUCCACAAGACACCGUACUGUUGUGCGGGGACUUCAACUCUCAGCAUGUCGCCUGGGGAUACAACCAAUGUAGCCCGCGCGGCAGGCGCAUCAUGCAAGAUGCCUCGGAGUACAGGCUGACACUUCUCAAUACGCCCCAGACACACACGAGGCUGGCACAGACAGCUCGCCAAGCAGACACGUCACCAGAUCUUACCUGGAGCACCCGUCCACAGUUAUUUCGAUGGGAGGUGCUGGACGAUUGUAUGGGAAGCGACCACUUUCCGAUACUGAUACAUUUUCGCACAGGCUGCGCCAAUACGAAGAAGCAAGACGCCACUACACGGCUAAGUCACAUCACACACUGGGAUAAAUACCGCGAGUUCCUGCAGCAGCAGCCUCCAGCCAAGAACAUUGACCGUCUGGUAUCACAGCUAUGCGCAGCAAAGCGGAAAGCCACGAAGAACCUGAGGGUUCCUUUUGACCAUCCAGAGCCCGACAGACAUCUCCUCACCUUAUGGAAUAGAAGGCUACGGAUUCUCGCCCAGUACAGACGGUCUGGGCACGCUGCACACCACAAAGCACGGUUGCGCAAAAUACAGCGUACCAUUGAGGAAUAUACGACUACGCUCGCGUCAGACCGCUGGAUGGUAAUUUGUGAAUCCAUCAACGGGCAGACCCACACAUCAAAGGUUUGGGCCAUCCUGCGCUCUCUUCUCGGACAGCGCAAGACCUACAACGGCGCGGCUCGUGUGGCCCUCCGGGAAGGCAUCAGCGCUCAGGAGCUCGCCGAACAGGCCGCUCAAGUGUUUUUCCCGCAGACGUCUCACCCCACAGACACCACGUACCAGAAGGACGAAAGUUCUGAAGACAGCGAGCCACUCAAUAGUCCCUUCACCAUGCUCGAGCUGGAGCACGCCUUGCAGCACGCCAGCGCACGUGGUACUCCAGGAGCCGAUGGGGUGUGCGUUGCUCAUCUACGCAAUAUGCCCCUUGAGCAUAAACGCGCUCUUCUGGAAGAGUUUAACCGCAUCUGGGAUACUGGGAUUCUGCCCUCCACAUGGAAGUUUUCGGUGGUCAAGCCCAUUCCUAAGCCUGCACCCACGGGCUGUUGUUGGAGUGGACAUACGCAAGGCAUUCGAUGGCGUCCCACACAGUACGAUCAUGAACAAGGCACGUGCCCUUGGCGAGGGAAAAUGUACAACUUCAUAGCGGGUUUCCUAGAAGGGCGAAGCUACCAAGUCGAAAUUGGCCAAGACGCCAGUGCCGUGCGAAUGAACCACGUAGGUGUUCCUCAGGGCUCGGUGAUCUCACCCACUCUGUUUAAUAUAGCUAUGCACCAGCUACCAAGACGCCUUGCCGACGUAUCGGGCCUGAAACAUGCGGUGUAUGCCGAUGAUGUCACCGUGUGGACACAUCAAGGAUCCAUCGGUGAGCAGGAGGAUGUCUUACAAAGAGCCCUCAACAUUAUUCACGACUACGCACUGGAAACAGGCUUACAAACCGCCCCAGACAAAACAGAGUUCGUCGUCAUUCAUGGGGGCCGAUCCACCUUUGUCAAACAGGAAGAAAAGCGGUCGUUUAAACUUUAUAUCGGUAAUCAACCCAUAACGCGUAAAUCUACUAUCCGAAUACUCGGUAUGCACUUAGAUGAGAAUUGCACAGCGAGCACUUGGUUCAAACGCGUUACGAAGACAAGCAAACAAAUCGUGCACGCUUUACGCAGAAUCUCUAACCGUACUCGUGGAGUCAACGAACGUGAAAUGCGGCAGUUUGCUCAAGCUUUUCUCGUCUCUCGUAUCAUGUAUGGACUGCCGUAUCAUCCGGUCAACCGUACGCAAAUGCUCGCGCUCGACCGGUUACUCAACGAGGCCAAACGCAUUGUUACUGGACUUCCAAGGUACACACACCUCGACGCGCUCAAGAGCUGUAGCAAGCUCAACAACCUGUCCGAGCUCGUCGACGUGCACAUCCAAACACAGGAGACGAGGCUUCGUGCAACAAACGCCGGGCGACACACACUCAUGCUCCUCGGGUAUGACAUCCACACACUUCCCAUUUUGCCCAACAAAACGCCGCCAUGGGAAAUCACGGUACUCACCGAUGGCAAGCCACUUCCACUCAAUAUGGAUUCUAAUCAGCGAAUGCGGCGCCUCGCCUACGCCGAGAGGCAUGCUAAGGCUACGAGUUCCCUCCCUUUGACUGAACGCAUUAUAUACACGGACGCUGCACUUCCUACAGACGGCACCAGUAACACUUGUUAUGCCACUGCGUGGUACGACCAGACAAACGGAACUCAGAACCGACGCCAUCAUGUAUCAGCAGAAGCGAUGUACAGCACCCGAGCAGAGCUAGUGGCCAUCCUAGAUUAUUUGGAGUGGGCCCUCGAAACUGCAUCGGAAACUGAACCCGUUCAUCAUCGUGUUUACACAGACUCACAGGCUGCCCAUCGGGCAUGUGCUAACGUUCUUUAUACAGACCCUGUACUGCAGAAGAUCCGGCACCAGGCGCGCCUACUCCGCGAAUGCGGUCACGACGUCACCAUCCUCUGGGUCCCCGCACAUUGUGGUAUCCCCGGAAACGAGAAGGCUCACAGAUUAGCGCGUGCUCAUCUCUCCACCGCGCUAGCCAGAGCCUCUUAUACUCAAUUUCCUCUUCUAGCUACCACACCCGAGCUAGCAGAUCCGAUCGCAGAAAAGCAUAUUACUAAACAACGUCGUGCCGCUUACCUCACAGCAGUGGGCAAUCCACUGUCGAUACCGUCGAUUCCGUCGAAGGUAUUUACACGACGAGAGUGUGUGUUGCUUCGGAGAAUUCAGACAGGAACACUCCUUACUCCUUUCUUGCUUAACCGAUUUCACAGGGGUGGCACACCACCACCCGUAACCGGUGUCUGCUCCACAUGCAACUGCCGUUCGGACCUCAACCACCUGUGUUGGGAGUGCCCCCUCUACAUCCCACCCCGGGUUCGUGCCCUGGCCACCAUAAAGCGGGGACCCUGGCCUUCCUCUCUCCGGACAUGGGCCUGUCCGGAUCCCACGCUUCCGGAUCGGGCCAUCGAGCUCUGGCGAGCACUCGUCUUGCUCCUCCAGGACCCGGCGGCACCACCGGUCGGCGAUCGGCUCCGCGACAGCCACAAGACUCAAGCGGCCCCCACUUAGCUGCCUCCAGAACGUCCUUUCAUAAAGCGGAGGCAGCUCUACCACUUCCUUCUACCCUAAC